This is a messenger RNA of Calidris pugnax (ruff), 15918 nucleotides long. RefSeq names its product HECT domain containing E3 ubiquitin protein ligase 4 (gene HECTD4). The record is from RefSeq and is a predicted model, not a curated record. The coding region runs from base 18 to 13274 and encodes 4418 amino acids. Lineage: Eukaryota; Metazoa; Chordata; Aves; Charadriiformes; Scolopacidae. The transcript is spliced from 76 exons. Gene Ontology annotation, molecular function: ubiquitin-protein transferase activity.
CCCCCGCCCUCCGCGCCAUGGGGUCCCCGGCGGGCGCCUCGGCGGCGGCGGCCACCGACUCGGCCCAGUGGCUGUCGGUGAAGGAGGAGACCAUCUUCCUGCACGACGGGCUGAUCCGGGUCACCGACCUGGCCGAGCUGCCCAGCGAGAUCAUCGGGGUGGCCGAGCCCGGCGACACCGAGCUGGAGAUAUUAUCAUUUGAGACCAAGAACCCGACGGAGCUGGCUGAGCGCUUACGGUCUGUGUGUGGAAACCAGAGCAAUGCCUACGCUCGGCUGCUGGAGUAUCGCCUCAACGCUCUGCGGGGACUCUGGAACGCCCAGCGCCAGCUCGCCUUGGAGGAGCAGCACGACCGGGAGGCCUCGGGUGAUGAAGAAGCACUGGCCUUGCUCAAGCGUCAAGGUUUAUUACAGCAGCCUGAACAGGCACCGUUUACUUCCCGGAUGGGGCUUCUCUUGGUCUUUCCCCUCAUUCAGUCUCAAAGUAGAACAGACCCCUCUCUCUGUAACAUAACCGCUGAGGUGCUAUUGAAUUGCCUUCGAGACUGCCAGCCUUUGAGUUUGACUAAGGAACCAGCUGACUGUCUCAAUGGGAUAGAGUCUUUGCUGUGCUCCUGGCUGGAAGACACUUCUGCUUCGGGCCAACAGAUUCCAUAUAAGCAAAGAGAAAAUGCUGCUGCCGCCCUAGUUGCCUUGGCUUGUGCAAGAGGGUCGCUGAAAACCUUUGUUCAUACAGUGCAUCUAUUACAGAAACAGACGGAUCUAGGAUCCUUGCCUGUGGCUGAUGUGUUAUACAGGUUGCUGCUUUUGGAGGGAGGACCUGGAUCACCCUCUUGUUUGCUUGGAGGAAAGCAUAUAGUGUCUUGGGGCUUUGAAGACAUGUUACCUGCACCUGAUGCCAACACUAGUUCCAGCAGUGAAAAUAAAGAUGCAGACUUGGGGCGCUGUCUUGCAGCAGAUGGGCUCUAUCUUUACACAACAAAUUCAGUGGGCAGAGGAAUAAGCAAAUUAGGAUCUGGAUUACAUGGUACUUUGCGAGGUUUUGUGUACUGCCGUAAUGAGGAGCUGGAGGCUGGCUGGGUUGCUUUUGGCAACGGCAAACUUCUCCAUCGGCCCGUCUCUUUUGAUAAUAAGCCUCACUCCCUUUUCCAGGUUGUGGAUCAGCAUACCCUUCAGGUCUGUCAGAUAAUCCCAAUGCCGGUAAAUCACUUCCCGGUUGGCAGUACGAUGACUACCGUGCAUCUUUCUUCAGAUGGUACAUAUUUCUACUGGAUUUGGUCUCCUGCCAGCCUCAACGAAAAAACACCAAAAGGCCACUCUGUUUUUAUGGAUAUUUUUGAACUUAUAGUUGAAAACGGUGUAUGUAUAGCAAAUCCUCUACAGGAACGAAUUAUAUUAAUGAGAAAAGAGGGUGAAUCUGCCAAGAGUAUAAACGAGAUGCUUCUGAGUAGGCUGUCGAGGUACAGAGCCUCCCCGUCAGCAACACUGGCUGCUCUCACUGGCUCUACAAUCUCCAAUACACUGAAAGAGGACCAAGCAGCUGCAAACACUAGCUGUGGGCUGCCACUGAAAGUAUUAAGAAAGACUCCAAUAUACACAUGUGGAACGUACCUGGUGAUGUUGGUCCCACCCCCAGGUGGAUCAGGCAGUUCUGCCACACGCUCACUCUUUGGAGGAACAAGUGCUUUGUCGUCUUUAAAAAUUCUUGCUUCAAGCUUGGUGUUCAAUAUUUCGGAUGGGCAGUUCACAAGCCGAGCAGAUCUCAUUGAUGCUGCAGGAAGUUCACUUGGACGUGGUGCUCUAGUUCCAGGACUUGGUGCCUGUUAUGAUACUAUGAAUAACAUGAUAUGGACGUGCUCUAAUGAUUAUAUUGAUCAGUGGUGUAAUCCCGGGAACCAGGCAUUCCAUUGUGUCUGUCAGAGACUGGGAGUGAGUCAUGUCAUUACAGAACCCAAAGGGGAUGCAACAACCACGAAUGAGGUUAUUAACCAGUUACUGCACCAUGUUGGUGCCAUGUGUAUCCACCAACUCAACCUGCUUGCAGCCAGCAACAAUCUUCCCAUAACAAAUUUUUUGGGCAAACAACAUCCAAUUGAAGCCCAUCAUCUCAGCAGUAUUUGUGACAUUAUGGAGAAAGCUAUGGUGAAUGGAGAUACUUGUAUAAUUCGCUGCAUCCUUGUUGUCUUUCAGGUGGUUUUUAAAUUUUUCUUCAGCCCACAAACUGAAAGAAACAGAGAUAUUGUUAGAAGGUCUGGCCUACUGCUUUGGCAGUUACUGAUGGCACCAAGGGAUCAGAUUUGCUCUGAAAUUCAGAAGGAGGUUUGCCUGGCUAUUAGCUCUGGUUUAAAUAUACUGUAUCCUGGUGAAGCAGAAAUCAAUAAUUUAUUGAAAUUGGUCUUAACUGAAGGAGAGAGAAAUAGCGGUCUGUCUCAACUUCGUGACGUUAUCCUGACCAAUUUAGCUGAACAACUUCAGAACAACAGAUUUGGAAGUGAAGAUGAUGAUCAUUAUAGGCUAAAUGAUGAGCUGUUGCACUACAUUCUCAAGAUUGUUGUCCGAGAAUCUUGUGUCUUAAUCACCAAGUGCCAAACUGUAUCUAAAGAUGAUUUUCAAAGGCUUCUUUCAACUGUGCCUGCUGCAUCUUCAUGUUUGCGGUAUCUGAUGGCUGUACAGAACCACCUCCUCAGUAACACUAUUUUGAUUAAACCUGAUGAAAAUGAUGACAGUGACAGCUCCUUGCAGGGAGAGACAUUGAAGGUACAGGAGCUGAAGACCAGCAUUUUGUCUCUUGCUACACAAAUUCUGACAGGAUGCGAUGAAGUCUUAGAAAUGCUGCAACAAGUCACUACAGCACUAAUUAACAGUGACAUUUCUGAUAGAGAGCAAAGAUUAAAAGGCCUGGAGCAAAUUACGAAGGCUACUAUGCUUGGUCAUCUGCUUCCUGUCCUACUGACAUCUCUGAUGCAUCCAAAUUUGCAAACUCUAACUAUGGCUGAUGCCUUGAUGCCUCAGCUUGUGCAGCUGGUUCUUUACACAAGUCAGACUGCUCUGCUGCUUAAAACUCAGUCUCCAGUUUUCUCAGAACUGAACAGUUCCCCCAGUGGGGCAUCAGAGCAGAAAGGGAAGCUGUUACCUGAUGAGAGAAUGCUGGAAGAGAAAGAAGAACCAGGUUUUCUUACUGGUUUAAAGAUCCCUGCUCCCUGGGCUGCUGGGAAGACUGUAGAAACAGUUCACCCCGUCAGGGAUAACUAUAAAUUUAAAGAAACUGUACAUAUUCCAGGAGCCCGCUGUUUAUAUCUUAGAUUUGACAACAGAUGUUCUUCACAAUAUGAUUACGAUAAGUUGGUGAUCUAUGCUGGUCCUAACACAAACAGUAGGAAGGUUGCUGAGUAUGGAGGCAAUACACUGGGAUAUGGCAGCCGUAGUGUCUUAGGAACUGGUUGGCCGAAAGACUUAGUAAAGGUGGAAGGAGAUACAGUCACCUUCUCCUUUGAAAUGCGGAGUGGGCGUGAGCACAACACUCCAGACAAAGCCAUGUGGGGCUUUGCUUGCACUGUCCGAGCACAGGAGUCUUCAGAGGACGUGUCAGGAGGUUUGCCAUUCUUAGUUGACCUGGCACUUGGCCUCUCUGUGUUAGCUUGUUCUAUGCUGCGAAUAUUAUACAAUGGACCAGAAAUUACCAAAGAUGAAGAAACCUGUCAAGAGCUCUUAAGAUCUAAACUAUUACAAAGGUGCCAGUGGCAGGUGGAAGCAAAUGGUGUAAUAUCUCCAGCCCUUACACCAAGUCCUUCUCCAUUGCCUCUUACUAUAGAUGAAGAUAGAGAAUUUACAUAUCCUUCUGAUGUUCUCGUGCCUCCUGUUGGACACUAUUUUGAUUUGCCUAGGAUUAGGCUGCCUCCAGGAAUCAUGAUAAAACUCAGGGAAAUUUCUGGACGUGCUCGGCCUCAAUUUAGACCCAGUAUAAAGGAAGUGAUUCAGCCAGAAGUAAUGGAGGAGAUGGUAGUUUCAUGUGUGAUUAAACAUUUGAAUUUGGUUGACGCACUCCAGUCCCUGAUAAAUUUCCAGUAUCAGGAAGAACAUGCCGAAGAAUAUGAUUUACUUUGUAAAAUUAUGGGAGAGACUUUUAAGAAGCUAAAUGCCAUGGAGAGACAAUUGCAGAGUGUGGCUGAGCUGGAACAGAAGUGGCAGAGUGAGGUAGAUGACGCCAUGCAUGGGAAGCUGGAGAACAAUAUCCCAUUCUUUUAUGACUAUCACUUCAAUGAGAGCAAGAUGAAAGAACUAGAACUUCUGUGUUCAAUGAAAGAAGUUUCUUUUGACGGAAGCGAUCUGGAGAAUGUGGUCCUGGCAUUAAGGGAGAAGUUUUUUCAAGAGGUGAAUUCACUGAUACAAAAGACUUCUCAUCACUUAUCAAAAACAAAAACAUUAGUUAAGAGCUUGAUGAACAGAGCUGAGCUGUUAUUACACGUCACUAUUGCAGCACAGUCUGGUAUCACAAGAAGUAUAUCUGGCACCCCUGCAGAGACUCCAGCCUGUAAAUCAGCAUCUGAAACAAAAGUCAUCUCUCACGCCGUCCGCCAGCCCGUCUUCCUUCGCAGUAUGUCGGCACCGUCCGACCUAGAAAUGAUUGGCAACGAAGACAUCGAGUUUACUAGAUCGAGUCAAAGGCGCCGCCACGUCACCAGCCACAGAAGCAGCUCUUUCACUCUUCUCCAGUCGCUGACCAUUGAGGACAGCAGAGAUAAACCCACGUACAGCGUCCUGCUGGGGCAGCUCUUUGCUUUCAUCGGAACAAACCCCGACCAAGCGGUAUCCAGUAGCAGUUUCCUGCUGGCAGCUCAGACACGGUGGCGACGUGGGAACACGAGGAAGCAAGCCCUGGUGCACAUGAGGGAGCUGCUGACAGCGGCGGUUCGGGUCGGUGGCGUGACACAUCUUGUAGGCCCAGUGACCAUGGUACUUCAGGGAGGACCCAGAAUUGAAGAGCUCACGUGUGGUGGGAUGGUGGAACAAGUCCAGGAAGCUUUUGGAGAGACCAUGACGUCUGUGGUCUCACUGUGUGCUCGCUACCCCAUUGCUUGUGCAAACAGCAUUGGCCUCUUGUGCACUAUACCUUACACAAGGAGCGAGGAGAAGUGUUUGGUACGGAGUGGCCUGGUACAACUUAUGGACCGGCUUUGCAGUUUAAGCAGCCAGACAGAAUCCAGUUCCAAUGAAAAACAGACAAAGAAACAGAAGGUGGCCACCAUGGCUUGGGCUGCCUUCCAGGUGCUAGCCAAUCGCUGUGUUGAAUGGGAGAAAGAAGAAGGUGGUUCAACAGAAGCUGUUCACUCUGGUCUGGCUCGCCAGGUCUCCAGCCUUCUUACCAACCACCUCGCACGAGCUACGGAGUGUUGUGGGAAUCAAGCUGCAGGAAAUGAUGCGCUUCAAGAUGUUCUCAGUCUUCUUAAUGACCUCUCAAGGAGUCACAUUGGUAAAGCAAUCCUCAGCCAGCCAGCCUGUGUGUCCAAGCUUCUGUCGCUUCUCCUGGAUCAGCGUCCCUCUCCAAAGCUGGUGCUUAUAAUCCUCCAGUUGUGUCGUGCUGCGUUGCCUCUCAUGAGUGUUGAGGACUGUGGAAACGUGGAAUUGCCUCCCUGGAGUUACUCGGUCCCCUCUCUGAACAGUGAACAGGAUGAUCCCAGUGACCCAGCCUCCAAGAUUGCCUCGCUGCUGCUGGCAAAGCUGGCGGAUUAUGUCGUACCAGGGUGCCAGACAGUUCUUUCUCCAACCGCCUCUGAGCCAGAUACUACUUUGGCAAAAGCCAGCCCUAAAAAUUCCAUAAAAGGCGAUAAGGAUCCUGGAGAAGAAAGUGAGGCAGUGGAUGGAAAACUUUCUAUUUUUAUUCAUAAGCGGGAAGACCAGUCAUCCCAUGAAGUCCUUCAGCCAUUGCUAAGUAGCUCAGAAGGUCGUCCAUUCCGACUUGGAACUGGAGCCAAUAUGGAGAAAGUAGUGAAAAUGGAUCGAGACAUGACAAAAAGUGGCUGCUGUGAAGUUAUUACAGAAGAAGCUGCUGCAGCUCUUCGAAAGGCAACUAAGUGGGCACAGUCGGGUCUAAUAGUUAGUGUUGGGCCUCCCAUAGAAACAGUCAAUCCAGAAACUACCAGUGGGUUGUCCACUGGGGACAAAAAGAAGACUGCCCAAACAUCUAUUUGCAGAGAGAGGAAUUCUGAGCUUGCCAGGACGGAUCCUGUGAGGCCGUUCAUUAGUGGUCACGUUGCAAACAGCAUGGCAGCCGAGGUGAUCGCUUUGCUCCAUAGCUUGUUGAUGGCACCCGAAUCAAAUGCAGCUCAGAUAUGGACAACUACUGCUGAAAAGGUUCUGUCUCGGGCUCUGAUGUACAUUCCACAACUUGGGAAAUAUGCAGAGAGCAUUUUGGAGAAUGGGAGUAGCAGUGGAAGGAAACUUGCCAAACUUCAAAGAAUUGCUCGGCAGGCAGUAGCUGCCCUUUGUGCUCUGGGUGGCUUUAAGGAGACCAUUAAAAUAGGUUCUGAAGUUCAGGUUUUAGGUAAAGGAAUAGCAGGAAGUAUUGGAGUUGUGGCAUCUAUUAAUGAACAAGAAGGUAUAGCAACGGUCAAAUUUCCACCUACCAGUAUAGACAGUAGAAAGACCUCACAAGCAUCAGACACAUUAACUAUUCCAUUAUCUAGGCUCUGUGUUCCAAGAUCUGAGGCAUUGCCUCUUCAUAAACUGUCCAUUACUGAGAAGGUAGUACAGGCAGUCCAGUCCAUGUUGCUUCCUCAGGAGGGAAGUCUAUCUAUUCACACCUCACUUCCUGCAACAGGAGAUGGCUCAACUCCAGUAAUGGCAGUGGUGCGGCUUCUUGCUGAAAUAAGAACCAGAGCAUGCCUGGUGAUGGCUCAGCUGUUAGAAGACAGCUCAUUCUGUGAAGAAUUCAUUCAACAGUGUCCAGCUGCUGUAGAAGUUCUUAAUUUGGUAGCGCAGGAGUGUAGCCCUGGGGAGAGGCUCCUUGUUGUAGAAAUGCAAUGUGAAAGGUUACGAAUGUUGUAUCGUGACUGUGCUCGACCUCCCCCUCCUCCACUCCAAGCAGACAGAAGGCAGCCCAAGGAAAUCACUUGGAGCCCAUCAAGAGUGUUUCCCCCCGUGCGAGCGUGUAUGUUCUCAUCCCAUCUCACAGCUGUGACCUUUUUGGCUGAUCCUAGUGCGGGUGGGGGACUCCCUCGGGGCACAUUUAUCUAUGCCACUUCACCAGUUCCAGUCCAGGCACCAUCAUUCUACUGGGAAAUUGAAAUAGUUUCCUAUGGGGAUACAGAUGAUGACACUGGACCCAUAGUUUCGUUUGGAUUUGCUACAGAAGCUGAAAAACGGGAUGGUGCUUGGACAAAUCCAGUGGGGACCUGUCUUUUUCACAACAAUGGGCGAGCAGUGCAUUACAAUGGCUCCAGCUUGCUGCAGUGGAAGAGCGUUCGAUUGGAUGUGACUCUUUCUCCUGGUGAUGUAGCAGGCAUUGGAUGGGAAAGAACAGAAGGAACUCCACCCCCCCCAGGGCAGCCAGCUAAAGGCAGAGUUUAUUUUACGUAUUGUGGGCAGCGACUUGGGCCAUAUCUAGAAGAUGUCUCUGGUGGAAUGUGGCCAGUUGUCCACAUUCAGAAAAAGAACACAAAAGUCCGUGCUAACUUUGGAUCUCGCCAGUUUGCCUAUGCUGAGGGGCAGGCUCACAGGAACGCUGCCGAUCUCUGCAUCGACCUCGCUGAAGAAAUAAGCGCCAACUUUGAAGCGUUGCCUUUCGCUAUGGCUUCUGACAGCGAUAACGACGCUGGCACCAGCAUCGCUUCUGAUCCUGGCACCCACGGACCUCCCUGUAGAAUUGCUGCUGUUGCUACAGCUCAACAACAGUAUGACAGUGACACAUCUUGCCACUAUAAAAUGGAACUGAGCUACGAGAACUUCAUCACAUCAGGCCCCGAUCCCCAUCCCCCUCCUAUUGCGGAUGAUGAGAGUGAUGAUGAUGAUGAUGAUGACAUUCCCCGGGAGGAUCACUAUGCCCUGUUGGUUAAAGCCUGGGAAACUAAAGUUUUCCCUACAAUUAGAAGAAGAUUCCGUAAUGAGGCUGAGAGGAAGUCUGGCUUGGAUCAGAUUAAAGGAGCUUUACAGUUAGGAAUGGUUGAUAUAGCGCGACAAACUGUAGAAUUCCUCUACGAGGAAAAUGGUGGCAUCCCAAGAGACCUCUACCUUCCGACUAUCGAGGAUAUCAAAGAUGAAGCAAACAAAUUUACAAUUGAUAAAGUUCGAAAAGGUCUCACAGUGGUGACUCGCUCUCCUGACAGUAACAACGUUACCAGUAGUGCUGUUGGAACAGCUUUGCCCAAGUUUGCUAUUCGGGGGAUGCUGAAGACAUUUGGUCUUCAUGGUGUCGUCCUGGAUGUUGAUUCAGUAAAUGAAUUGGUACAAGUAGAGACAUACCUCAGAAGUGAAGGAGUCCUGGUACGGUACUGGUAUCCUAUUGACAUGUUGGAAAGGCCACCUGCUGGUUAUAGGAGGACUGCGACAAAUGGACUGGUUACCCUGGAUAAUACCAAUAUCCAAAUUCACAGAGAGCUUUUGCGAAGUGAAGCUUCUCUGGCCAAGCUGUACUGCCGCAUGGCGCUCCUCAACAUUUUUGCCCCCAAAUCUCCACACAUGUUUACUCGCCUCUUUCACAUUCCUGCUAUCCGUGAUAUCACCCUGGAGCACCUGCAGUUGCUCUCCAACCAGCUCCUUGCACCACCUCUUCCUGAUGGAACGAUCAGUUCAAGUUCCAUUCUUCUGGCCCAGUCCCUGCAGCACUGUGUCCAUUCCCAGAACUGCGCUGCCACAGACCUCUUCUACCAGGGCAAUUCACAAGCCAUCAGAGAGUGGCUUACUGUGGCCAUCACUCGGACACUGCAUCAAGGAGAGGAGAGUCUCUUAGACCUCACUAAACAGAUCUGCUCCUUUUUGCAGACGGCACCAGAACAGUUUCCUGCUGAAGAAUUCCCAAUUUCAGAAUCCAAAGUCAAUAUGGAUGUUAAUUUUCCUGGGGCUGCGUUUGUAAUUGUGUCCUGUAAGGAAAGUCAGUCCGGAUUCCGCAAAGAUUCAUCCCUGUAUAAAGCUCCUUGGGCUCGAGUGCUUGUCUAUGGACUGGGGCAUAAAGUGAAAAGGAAUGGUCAGUUAAACCUGAUCGAAGCGGUGUGUUAUCCUCGAGAUGCUUCUCCCACCAACACGGGCCUAACGCCUCCCCCAACAACCAAUCAGUACCCUUCAGUGAUCACCCCUACGGACAAGGUCCACAUCAAACUAGGAGUUUCUCCUCCUCCUGGAGCUGUGUUGGUCCUGCAUUCUCUUCCCCUUGAAUUCCCCCUGGCGAUGGCAUUCACAGAACAGCUGUUAACUUGGAAAUUGGAAGAUGGGGAUGGCAAAUCAGAAGAUGAACUGGAUACAAUUCCUGCUUCAGUUCUCUUGCAAGUAGUGGAAUUUUUAGGGAACUUUCUGUGGACAACUGACAUGGCAGCCUGCGUGAAGGAAUUGAUAUUUCAUCUCUUGGCUGAGUUGCUUCGCAAAAUUCACAAUCUGGAGCAGAAAAAAAAUCCAGCAGGAUUGUCCUCUUCUAUUGCCCUUCAGCUAAAUCCCUGCCUGGCAAUGCUUAUGGCCCUGCAGUCUGAACUUCACAAGUUGUAUGAUGAGGAAACACAAAACUGGGUGUCUGGGAAUGCCUGUGGUGGGUCUGGUGUUGGAGCAGCUGACCAAGGAAGAUUUUCAACAUAUUUUCAUGCUCUGAUGGAAGUCUGCCUGGCUGUAGCAGAAGUAACCCUGCCUAUCAACAUGAGUGUAACAGCUAAUGUGAUGUCUUCAACAAGCGCCCCGAAUCUUAGCGACUCUUCAUCCUCAUCUUCAUCUUCACCGGGACAGACACCACAGAGCCCAAGCUUGCUGUCAAAGAGGAAAAAAGUCAAAAUGAAGAGGGAAAAGACGUCGUCUUCAGGCAAACGUUCUUCAUCCAGAGCAGCUGAAACAGAUGCUGCAAUCCUUAGUAUAGGAGGGAGCAAGCCUGAGGACAUGCUGUGGUUUCAUAGAGCACUGACUCUGCUUAUAAUUCUCAGGCACCUGACUAAAAAGGACCCACAGGGGUUGGGUGUGACAAACGACGCUGUAGCAGACGCGUGUCAAGCACUGGUGGGUCCCACAGCUCACAGCCGCCUGCUCGUCAUUUCUGGAAUACCCACGCACCUGGAGGAGAGCACGGUCAGAAACGCCAUCAGAAAGGCUUGUAAUGCACAUGGAGGAGUCUUCAAGGAUGAGAUCUACAUCCCUUUGCAGGAAGAGGAUCCCAAAAAAAUCAAGGACAAAGCGGAAGGAGGAGAAUGCAGAACUGAGCUGGAAAAGCCAACAGUUUCAAGCAGCGCAGACAGUUUGGAUAUCAGCAGCUCCAGCAGUGUCACGCCUGCCAUGAGUGUGAGUGCUUCAGCAUCCACCAGCCAGGCCUCCCUCUGCAGCUCACAGGGCAUAUCCCGGACCGUUAGCGACAUCUCAGUUGACCAGUAUCAGGCUGGACUGGAACUGGCCAUCCCACCAGGACUGCUAGAACCGCAUGUUGUCUCCAGCCAGGAGAGUUUGGAUCUUUCCCACUGCAGCACUGGGAGCCUCGGCAGCCUCGGCAGCCUUGGGGAACCGCUCGAUAACGUGGAGACAGCGUCCGUGUCUGAUGUUGGAUCCAUGUACACGGUCACAUCUCUGGACAACCAGCCCCUUCUGUCACGGCCCAUCAAAGGUUUUGCUGUAGUGGAGAUAAGGUCAAGAGCUAAAAUAGAGAAAAUCCGAGCCAGUCUAUUUAAUAGUAGUGAUCUCAUUGGUUUGUCGAGUCUGGAUGGGGAAGAUGAACUGAUGGAAAUGUCAACUGAAGAGAUUUUAACUGUUUCUACUGUGAAUCAGAGUUUAUUUGAUACACAAGGGAGCCCAGCACUAGAAGAUUAUUUCAAUGAUAAGUCAAUAAAAGGUGAGAAAUUGGUCCCAGGUGCUCGGGAAGUCCUCACAGAAAUAUUUAAAAGCUGCGUCCAUUCUGAGCAAAUGCUAAGCUUAACUCCAGCGAAACCCAUUAAGGUUGCUGAUAUCUACCUUAGCAAAGAGCAGAUAAAUUCUCAGACUCCUGGAAACCUCCUUCAUCUCUUCUUCACAAACGUCCGUCCUCCAAAGAAGGUGCUAGAGGAUCAGCUUACUCAGAUUUUAAGGAAAUAUGGUGUGCCCAAGCCAAAAUUUGACAAGAGCAAGUACAACAAGGCGGGCAAAGAACAGCAUCCAGUGAAAGUUGUGAGCACCAAGCGCCCAGUUACUAAACCCCCUACAAAGGAGAAGUCUAUGCUCAAUAGUGUCAGCCGAACAGCCUUAAGUGAGAAGAAACCUACUGUAAAGCCAAAAUCUCCUGAGAAGGGCAAACCUGAAGAGAAGGAUCCUGAAAAGUCUCCCACAAAGAAACAGGAAGUUCCUGAAGAGAAGUAUUUGACACUGGAUGGAUUUCAGAGGUUUGUGGUUGACCGAUCUAAACAGGAUAUCCGUAGUGUGUGGAGAGCUAUUCUGUCCUGUGGAUAUGAUCUACAUUUUGAAAGAUGUGCCUGCAUUGAUGCAAGACAUGCUCAAAAAGCCUCCCGCAAAUGGACACUGGAAAUGGAUGUAGCCCUUGUCCAGUACAUUAACCGGCUCUGCCGUCACCUGGCAAUUACACCAGCACGACUCCAUCCCCAUGAAGUCUAUUUGGAUCCAGCUGAUGCAGCAGACCCCAGAAUUUCCUGUCUGUUGAAUGUUCCCGUUGAAAGUCUACGCCUACGUUUUGCACUGCUCCAGUCUCUCAACACAACGUUGGAGACCUUCUUCUUGCCACUGGUGGAGCUUCGGCAGACGGAGAUGUACGCUAAUAGCAUCGCUGCGUUACUGCAGGAGGCCAAAGGUUUAAUCUUUUAUGACACAAAAGUGACUGUGAUGAACAGAGUGCUGAACGCCACUGUCCAAAGAACCGCUGACCACGCGGCCCCAGAAAUCACCCUGGAUCCACUGGAAAUAGUUGGAGGGGAGAUCCGUUCUUCGGAGAACUCCUAUUUCUGCCAGGCAGCGAGGCAGCUGGCCUGCGUGCCCUCCUCCCAGCUCUGCGUCAAACUCGCCAGCGGCGGGGACCCUACCUACGCCUUCAACAUCCGCUUCACCGGGGAGGAGGUUCAUGGAACAAGUGGAUCUUUCCGUCACUUCCUCUGGCAAGUCUGUAAAGAGUUACAGAGCUCCUCGCUCUCCCUUCUCCUGCUGUGCCCGAGCUCUGCAGUGAAUAAGAACAAGGGGAAGUACAUUUUGACGCCGAGCCCGAUAACCUACGCGGAGGAGCAGUUAUUCCAUUUCUUCGGGCAGCUCUUGGGUAUUGCAAUUCGGGCAGAUGUUCCUCUGCCACUUGACCUCCUGCCCUCCUUCUGGAAGACUCUGGUGGGAGAGCCACUGGAUCCGGACGUUGAUCUGCAGGAAGCUGACAUCCUCACCUACAACUACGUCAAAAAAUUUGAAAAUAUAAAUGAUGAGACAGAACUGGAAGCUCUUUGUGCAGAAAUUGCUUCUCAGCAUCUGGCAACAGAGAGCCCCGACUGUCCCAACAAGCCCUGCUGCAAAUUCACCUACCUGACCAUGACGGGGGAGGAAGUGGAGCUCUGUCCCAGGGGCAGGCACAUCCCGGUGGGGUGGGAGAACAAGGACGUGUACGCCGCGGCCAUCCGGAGCUUGAGGAUGCGGGAGCUGCAGACUCCGGAGUGCAUGACUGCCGUGCGUGCUGGCCUUGGCUCCAUCAUCCCCCUCCAGCUUCUGACUACGCUCACCCCUCUGGAGAUGGAGCUGAGGACGUGUGGGCUUCCAUACAUCAACCUGGAGUUCCUCAAGGCACACACCAUGUACCAGGUGGGUCUGAUGGAGACCGAUCAGCACAUCGAGUUCUUCUGGAGCGCGCUGGAGAUGUUCACUCAGGAGGAGCUCUGCAAGUUCAUCAAGUUUGCCUGCAACCAGGAGCGGAUCCCCUUCACCUGCCCUUGCAAAGACGGGGGCCCUGACACCGCCCAUGUCCCGCCGUACCCCAUGAAAAUAGCGCCCCCCGACGGCGCCGCAGGUUCUCCAGACUCCCGGUACAUCCGCGUGGAGACGUGCAUGUUCAUGAUCAAGCUGCCCCAGUACUCCUCGCUGGACAUCAUGCUGGAGAAGCUGCGAUACGCCAUCCACUACCGCGAGGACCCGCUCAGCGGCUGAGGGGGCUGAGGGGAGGCCGAGAGGUGACCGGAUUGUUCCAUGACUCUGCCGACGACAAAACCCUUCGAUUCACAUCAAAAAAUACCUCCUGUAACACUGUGUGACCAGCUGGAGGUUAAUUUAUUUUCUGAACUUGUGUUCCCGUUACAAUAAUUACUGGAAGACUUACAUUUUGUAUUGGUAGACUUCGUGGUGGACUGGUUCUUUUGCUGCCUUGUUUGUGGAAUAUUUGUAGGAUAGUUUAGUAAAGACCAGUUUGUGUAUAAUUUAAUUUUGAAAAACCUUUAAACAUGUACAUUUCUAAUUUUGUAAUUUAGAACGGUAUCACCCAGGCGAACACAACCCGAGAGCGGGGGUCGGGGAGCGCUCGGAGGUGAAGGCUCGUAGAUCGCUCUCCCCUGGAACAUUUUUGAGUACAAAAAUGGCAGGAAUCGGGUGCGGGGGGAGGGAACGGCUGCUGGGCACCCCCAGGACCAGGGCACGCUGCCCCGUCUGUGGCAGGCAGGGGAUGGGGCAGGAUUUCUAGCACUUAAGCUUGAGUUUCAGAGCAGAAAAUGCGCUGCCAAACUGCAUGUUUACGUUCCCACCAUUUUCCUGUAACUUUUUAAACUAGAAGCAAGCACACGGGGAGCCACCACCGUUAAUUUGGGGUUUCAGCACGACACUUCUGAUUUAGGGAGCUUUAUAAUCAAAAAGAACAGUGAAAGGGCCAUAAUUCAGUUGGGUUCUUGCCCUAGAUGUUCUUGAAUGUCUGCUUUGGCUUAGUAACAAAAUAAUUUAUUGUAAUUAAAAUAUUAGCAGAAACAAAAUGGCUUCUCUCUGUCUGGUGUAAGAUACCACAGUCCAAGCUUAUCGUCUGUGACUUUAUCCCACUUCCCAACAGGCUUUCAGAAUCCCGGGUGCGUGGUUUAAAAACACCUGUAACUCGUUUUUGUACUCAAAAAUGGUCUUUGAUCUAAGAGCAAAUUAUCCUGGGAAUGUGACACCCAGAAGGAGGACGAGGUGGCAGGGAGGGAAGGCGCAAAGUUGCGCUUCUGAGGCUAAAACUUCUAUUUUCUGCAGAGAGACAGUAGCAGAGCGUGGAGAGCAGGCAGUCCUCCAGCUUUAACUUCUGUACGGGGUGAAACACGUUCCGGGGUUGGUUCCCAAAGGACACGUCACCACCUUGUACCUUCCUUCACUCCUCUGAAGGUGCUGGCCCUGCACGGGGCGCGUUCGAAGCGGGGCAUCGCUGCGCCGGUGGCCGGGAACCCGGCAGGAGCGAGUGUCACCGAGGGAAGGUGGGGGAAGCGCCGCUCUGCUCCGCUCGGUGCCCCCCGUCAGUGAAGUGCCAGCACCGAGCUCAGGCGUGGGGUUUCCCUUCCCCGUGCUCCACGCACGCACGGCGCGCUGCGGGGUGUGUAGCUCUGCUGUAGGGCUGGUACCGUGUCCCUGCUCCUUUGGCUUGUCUCCGUGGCGAUGGGAAUGGGAAAAGCUGUAUUUAUUGUAUAUUAUUGUGAAUAUUGGGAAUGAUGAGUGUGUGGUACUUGGAAGAUAAAAUGUGAGUACGAGAGAAGAGCCUAAACAAGUGUGUAUAUUCCUGUGCUGCUGUGAGCGAGUGGGACGACGUGUGUGCAACAGUCGUAGAGGUAGUUGUUGCGUUCGGAGUCUCCGGAUCCCGUGGUCAGGAAAGGCCCGUCACCCUCCGCUGUGCUAUCGCCCUGUCCAGGGAACAGCUCCACCUGGGAAGAACAUUCCCUCUUGACUCUUGUCCCUUUCCUGGUAGAAGCACAGAUGCAGCUGAGGGAUCGCUGGGAGGAAGCGCAAACACCCGGAGUCACAGAGACCGAGGGGGGAAAACGAAGCAGGAGCUGGUUUGUUCCCAAAGAGGGGCAGGAAGGAAAAGCAAGGAAUGUCGCUGCUGCACUGACAUUUUGCUGCAGCACCGGGCUGCGCCGGCGUGUCCACGGCUCCGACACGGCUGUGAGUACAAAACUGCUGCUAAGGUCUGUCCGCUCCCGCCCGAGAGCGCAGCGGAGCGGGACGUACCUGCAUCCUGGCCCUGAAAAGUGUGCUGUAAAGUUACUUGAUACGUAUUUAUUACAGUUAAUUAUUUAUGAUUACAAAUAACAAACUUUUCGUCGAUGCCGUUUACACCUCGCCGUGUAAAUGAAGCUUCUUAUACAGGAAAAAAAUGUCACACCAGUAAAUAACCUUCAUGGACUUUGGUUUUCUUCUGGAGGAUGGUAUGAGCCCUGCAAGAGAGCGAGUUGUGGAGGGUUUUUUUUGGCUUUUUUGGCUUUUUCUUUUUUAUUUUUUCACGUUAUUAGGAAGGAAGCGCUGCAGUGCUCCAACUGCAGCUCAAAUGGCCUUUUAAUUAAAGCUCUUCUAAUCAUCAUUACUUCCUUGUGCUUUAAAUGAACUUGACAUCCUCUGUAAUAGGCUUGUUUGUCAAAGCAAAGAUUGGUUUGUGAUGAUUUUUUUUUUUUAAAUAAAUAGAUAUUCAUUCAGAAUGUAAAAAUUAUACUAAACAAUGGCAAAACUCUGGAGCUGGGUGUUAGUUCUAGCUUGGUGUGUGUCCAUCUCGGGUCCGUACACAGCAUUAACCUGUUAAGUGCUCUUGGCCAUACCGUGUACACUCGCAUAAAGGAGAUUCUUAACAUCC